Molecule: messenger RNA, 270 nt
Organism: Mesorhabditis belari
Lineage: Eukaryota; Metazoa; Nematoda; Chromadorea; Rhabditida; Rhabditidae
Source: the annotation of a GenBank genome assembly
AUGGAAGCAAGUGGAAAAGUAGCAAUUGAAAGUGAUGCAAAGGUGAUGCACGAGAAGUACUGUGGUCUAAUCGAGCGCCCAUUCAAAACGAACAAGAAGAAGGCGAUAGCUCAGGGCAUGAUAGAUGGGAUCAUAAAUUGUCUGCAGUCGAUGAUGGACGCUUUGGAGUUUCGUUUCUCUUCCUGGAUGAUCACCAAAGAUUAUGUCAAAAAUCCAUUUGAUGCUUGGAGGGCUCAAUUUUGCCUCGAAUUCUCAAGCCACGUAUUUCCC